AUGUGUCGCCACGCUCGAGCCGAUGGCGAUGGCAGUGCCACCAUCGUGAAUGCUGGCCGUGAGCUUCUGCCGGCCGAUGUAGUGCCCCAGCACUACGACCUCACGCUCGAGACGGACUUCGAGAAGCUUACUUUUGAGGGUUCCGUCGUCAUCGAUCUCGACGUGGUCAAGGACACCAACUCGGUCUCUCUCCACACCGUCGACCUCGAAGUCCACAGCGUAAAGGUGUUGGGCGAUGGGGCUCUCGUCAGCGAUGCUCCCACUGUCUCCUACACGGCCGACACCCAAACCACCAAGAUUGAUUUUGAUGGCGGCCUGACUAAGGGCACCAAGGCCCAGCUCGCAAUCGUUUUCACCGGCCAGCUCAACGACAAGAUGGCUGGCUUCUACCGCUCGACCUUUAAGAAGGCCGACGGCACGGAUGGCAUCAUGGCUGUCUCUCAGAUGGAGCCUACUGAUGCCCGCCGUGCCUUUCCCUGCUUUGACGAGCCCUCGCUCAAGGCCGCCUUCACCGUCACUUUGAUUGCUGACAAGCACCUGACCUGCUUGAGUAACAUGGACGUCGCGUCCGAGACCGAGAUCACGUCUACCGUCACCGGCACCACCAAGAAGGCUGUCAAGUUCAACGUCUCGCCGCGCAUGUCUACUUACCUCGUUGCCUUUAUUGUCGGCGAGCUGAACUACAUCGAGACGAACUCGUUCCGCGUCCCCGUGCGCGUCUACGCCCCGACCGGCCAGAACAUCGAGAACGGCCGGUUCUCGCUCGAGCUUGCUGCCCGCACGCUUGCGUUCUACGAGAAGGUCUUUGGCAUCGACUUUCCCCUACCCAAGAUGGACCAGAUCGCCAUCCCCGACUUUGCUCAGGGCGCCAUGGAGAACUGGGGUCUCGUGACCUACCGUGUCGUUGAUCUGCUGCUGGACGAAAAGACCAGCGGUGCUGCCACAAAGGAGCGUGUCGCCGAGGUCGUCCAGCACGAGCUUGCCCACCAGUGGUUCGGCAACCUGGUCACCAUGGAUUGGUGGGACGGCCUCUGGCUGAACGAGGGCUUUGCCACCUGGGCGUCUUGGUACUCCUGCAACGUCUUCUUCCCCGAAUGGAAGGUGUGGGAGUCGUACGUCACCGAUACCCUCCAGGGUGCGCUGUCGCUUGACUCCCUUCGCAGCAGCCACCCGAUCGAGGUGCCGGUCAAGCGCGCCGAUGAGAUCAACCAGAUCUUUGACGCCAUCUCCUACUCCAAGGGCUCGUGUGUCCUGCGCAUGAUUUCGACAUACAUUGGCGAAGAUGCCUUCUUGGAGGGCGUCCGCCGCUACCUGAAGAAACACGCGUAUGGCAACACGCAGACGGGCGAUCUAUGGGCUUCUCUGGCCGAGGCCAGCGGCAAGCCUGUAGACGAGGUCAUGACCGUGUGGACGAAGAAUGUUGGCUACCCUGUCGUGACUGUGACUGAGGGCGACAACAAGGUGCACCUGAAGCAGAACCGGUUCCUCCGCACGGGUGAUGUGAAGCCGGAAGAGGACGACGUACUAUACCCGGUCCUUUUGGGCGUUCGGACCAAGGACGGCGUGGACGAGGCGCCGAUACUGGACAAGCGCGAGGAUGUGCUCGAGCUGUCGAGCCUGGAUUUCUUCAAGCUCAACGCAAACCACACGGGCCUUUACCGCACUGCCUACUCGCCCGACCGUCUGGCAAAGCUUGGCCAAGCGGCAAAGGACGGCCUCCUGUCGGUGGAGGAUCGUGCAGGCAUGGUUGCUGACGCUGGCGCCCUGGCCAUCUCGGGCUAUCAAAAGACGUCGGGCGUUUUGAGCCUGCUCAAGUCGUUCACCGCCGAGACGGAGUUUGUUGUCUGGAAUGAGCUGAUCUCGCGCUUGUCGGCCAUCCAGGGUGCGUGGAUCUUCGAGGACGAGGCAACGCGCAACAGUCUGGAGGCGUUCCAGCGCGACCUUGUGAGCGCCAAGGCCCACACACUGGGCUGGACGUUCUCCGACUCGGACGGCCACAUCGAGCAGCAGUUCAAGGCAAUGCUGUUCGGCAGCGCCGGACUGAACGGCGACAAGACCAUCAUCGCAGCGGCCAAGGACAUGUUCAAGCGGUUCUUCGCCGGCGACAGCCUGGCCAUCCACCCCAACAUCCGUGGCAGCGUGUUUGGCAUGGCCUUGAAGUACGGCGGCAAGGAAGAGUAUGAUACUAUUAUCAACUUUUACCGCACCUCGAAGAACAGCGACGAGCGGAACACGGCUCUGCGGUCUCUGGGCCGGGCCACGGACCCGGAGCUCAUUAAGCGCACAUUGGAGCUUCUGAACGGCACAGAGAUCAAGGACCAGGACAUCUACAUGCCUGCGUCAGGCCUGCGUGGCCACCCCGCCGGAAUCGAGGCGUUGUUCGGCUGGCUGACGGAGAAUUGGGACGAGGUGUACAAGCGCUUCCCGCCCGGCUUGUCGAUGCUCGGCUCGCUGGUCAGCAUCAUGACGUCGAGCUUCUCGCAGCCGGAACAGAUUGCCCGUGUCGAGGCCUUUUUUGCCGACAAGAACACCAAGGGUUACGAUCAGGCCCUGGCCCAGAGCCUGGAUGCCAUCCGCUCGAAGAUUGCAUGGAUCAAGCGGGACGGCGACGACGUCUCUGGCUGGUUGCAUGAGAACGGCUACUAA
Molecule: messenger RNA, 2646 nt
Organism: Grosmannia clavigera kw1407
Lineage: Eukaryota; Fungi; Ascomycota; Sordariomycetes; Ophiostomatales; Ophiostomataceae
Product: aminopeptidase
Exons: 3
Coding region: 1-2646 (881 amino acids)
Biological process (GO): proteolysis; peptide catabolic process
Cellular component (GO): cytoplasm
Molecular function (GO): metalloaminopeptidase activity; zinc ion binding; peptide binding
Source: RefSeq, a predicted model, not a curated record